This is a messenger RNA of Sclerotinia sclerotiorum 1980 UF-70, 351 nucleotides long. RefSeq lists its product with no specific name. Lineage: Eukaryota; Fungi; Ascomycota; Leotiomycetes; Helotiales; Sclerotiniaceae. The transcript has 4 exons. The record is from RefSeq and is a predicted model, not a curated record. The coding region runs from base 1 to 351 and encodes 116 amino acids.
AUGGAUAUCACUAGUAAGAUCUAUGUAAACACUUCGCAACACGCUAGAAAUCCCCACGUCGAGAUACCAGAUUGUCAUUUGAUGUAUGGCUCGAUUAUGAUGUAUUUGAUGAGUUGCGCCUUGAUGCUCGAUGUGCGGGGAACAGAAGAAGGCCUGGUUGUGGGACGCGGAGGGCAAUAUGUUAUGGGUUAUGGAUUGCUAACUUUCUUUUUCGUAUUGCGGGAGGUGUUGAGUGGGAAGAGAUGGACGGUCCGGGAAGGUGUAAGGAGUAGUGAGUCCGAGAAUAAGAGGUCGUGUUUGGGGUUCGCAGGAAUGAUGGAGCGUGUUGAACAGGGUUGUGAUGAGCGAUGA